Molecule: messenger RNA, 1074 nt
Organism: Conger conger (European conger)
Lineage: Eukaryota; Metazoa; Chordata; Actinopteri; Anguilliformes; Congridae
Exons: 4
Coding region: 1-1074 (357 amino acids)
Biological process (GO): response to bacterium
Source: RefSeq, a predicted model, not a curated record
AUGGAUGUAAUUCAGCCAAACGCACUGGUGACAGCUCAGCGUGGAGACACUGUGACUCUACCAUGUUUCUACAAUCAGGAACUUAUCACCUAUGCCAGCUGGUUUAAGCAACGCCUUGGACAGAAGCCUCAGAUUGUAGCCCUGUCAUUGAACUAUCAAUCAGGUGCUAUAUUUUUCAAUGAGUUUGGAAACAUCACACGUUUCAGUGCUAACACAAGAGAGGGGAUCUUUAACCUGACUAUCUCACAAGUAGAGCCGUCUGAUUCAGCAACAUACUACUGUGCUAUUAUACACUACAAUGAGGUCAUCUUUGGAAAUGGAACUACUUUCAUGUUGACAGGUAAAUAUGAAAUGGAUUCCUUUUUCCUUCUCCAGCAGCCCGAGUCUGAGUCAGUGCAGCCAGGAGACUCUGUGCCUGACUCUGUGCAGUGUACAGUGCACACUGAGACCUGUGCAGGAGAACACAGUGUGUACUGGUUCAGACAGGCCUCAGGAGAGUCCCCUCCAGGAAUCAUUCACACCCAUGGACACAGGAGUGAUGAGUGCCAGAGGAGCUCUGGGACUGUGUCUCCCACACAGAGCUGUGUCUACAACUUCCCCAAGAGGAACCUCAGCCGCUCUGAUGCUGGGACUUACUACUGUGCUGUGGCCACCUGUGGGGAGAUCCUGUUUGGGAACGGGACCAAGCUGCAUGUUGAGGGAGCAAAAGCAAUGAGAAUUCCAGAGGUAAGAGACCAAGUGAUCAAUGUCUGGUUUAUGAGAGGGGACCCAAGAGCGCUCCUCGUGGCCAAAACCCUCCCAGUCAAUGAGGUACUGCUUACCCCUGCCCACGCGGCGCUCAGCCAGGAUGCGGCACACUGUAUAGACCGGGCCCCCGUCAAUGAGCCGUGGAGGUGGCGGAGGGACCUCCGCCGGGGCCCCCGCACUUAUCAGCAGUGGUUUAAGGCGGGAGACGUGGAAAGUGGGGUGGAUACUCAUGGACCGGGGCAGUUGGACACCCACGUAGUGAUUGGUAAUGUGACUUUCUUGCAACAAGCUGAGGCUUCUGUCCAAGAGUUUGCUUUAACCAGCUGA